Molecule: messenger RNA, 2088 nt
Organism: Eimeria mitis
Lineage: Eukaryota; Apicomplexa; Conoidasida; Eucoccidiorida; Eimeriidae
Exons: 3
Coding region: 1-2088 (695 amino acids)
Biological process (GO): activation of GTPase activity
Molecular function (GO): GTPase activator activity
Source: RefSeq, a predicted model, not a curated record
AUGGACGACACCGUUCUUGAAGAAGAGGUGGCGCUGCUCCACGUGUCACCGGAGGCACUUGCAGCUCUCUCCCGCGCUGUUGAGAGUUCUUCUGCGACCUCUUCGUUGAAGGCCUUGGCAGAACAUGUUUUGUACGGCGAUGCAGUGGGACGCCAGCAGUUGGAUAUCGGACAUCUACAGCAGGAAGUAGAGAGGGGCUCCCCAGGGGCCCCCAGCAAGGGAGACAGCCCCCCGGUGGUGCCAUUCCUGAGGAGGCUGCACUGGGCGCGGCUGCUGCGGCUGUUGAGUGGAGAGACAGUCGAGGAGUGGGCGCAGCAAGUGAAGGAGCAGCGGCAACGCUACCGCUCUCUCCGGCAGCAGCAGCAGCUUUCAGCUAGCCAGCUAGCCACGCUAGACCCGCAGCGGUUCCACCCGUUAGCAGCCACAGCAGGCAACCCCUGGAGUCAGCGACAGGUAGACGAAGAGCUGCAGGAAGAGAUAUGGAGAGACAUAGAGCGAACGUAUCCUGAACGACAGCUGUUCAACAAGGAGGGCACUCGUCGUUCCCUGCAGCGGGUUCUGUUUACCUGGGCCAAGAGCAACAGCGACGUCUCUUAUAAACAAGGCAUGAACGAAAUAUUAGCGGUGCUGUAUCUUGCAUGCGCUCGCGAAGCAGUGCCUGCUGCUUCUACUGCUGCUGAAUCUUCUUUGUCUCCUUUCUCUGUCAUAUUUUCAGCAGACCCGGCAGACAUAGAAGCCGAUGCAUUUUGCCUUUUCGAUGGGCUGAUGACGGGCUGCUGCAUGCGCUCCAUGUAUCUCCCCCCCCAGAAGGAGCCUCUGGCCACGCCACAGAAGAACGAUCUUCUAGGCCCUCUCCUGGGGCCCCCUGUCCCCCCCAGGGGCCCCGCAACUUCUGCUGUGCUGCACCGAUGCAAUAUGGUGUUUGACAGUGUUCUCUGUAAGGCAGAUCCUGAUGUGUAUUUACACCUGAAUGAGCUCGGUGUCGAGCCGCAGCUCUUCUUGCUGCGGUGGCUGCGACUCUUAUUUUCUCGCGAAUUCCACAUCGAAGACACACUGCUUAUUUGGGAUGCUCUCUUGGCAGACGCCUGGCUUUCUACCGAGCAACAAACAGCAGCAGGAGUUGCAUCGGGAGCAGCAGCAACAGCAGCAUCUGCACCCGCAACAGCAGCAGCAGGCGCAGGGGCAACCACAACAGGAGCCGCUGCUGCAGCAGCAGGAGCGUGUAGUACGCCAGAGGCAUGCGCCGCUGCAGCUUCAAAGAAGCUUCCUCUGGUUGAUUACUUCGCUAUUGCAAUGCUCAAGUUCAUCCGCCAACAACUACUAGAAAGCGACUACAGCAGUUGCCUUCGUCGUCUGCUGAAAUUCCCUCCUCUUGAAUCUGUGCAGUGUCUCGUUGCUCUCUCUCUCGCCGUCCGAAAGGGAACAGCCCUGACAUCUGCUGCACCUGCUGCUCACCGCAGCAGCACCAGCCGCCGCAGCGACAACAGCAGCAGGAGCAUCAGCAGCAGGAGCAGCAGCAACGCUGCUAACGCCAGUCCUGCUAUUCAAGGGGCAACAAGGAGCCCCACCGGUCAUCAGCGGUUCAUUCAGCCGCCGCCGCCCCUCACUCCGACCACCAUCAGCACCCCACAGCUGCAGCAGCAGCAGCAGCACGGGGAGGCCCCUAACAGGCAAGACUGGCAAGCGGAGAGCGCUUUCGCGAGGAGCACAGCAACAGAUUCUGCAUUCAACAAACCGGGGGAGGCGUCGACAGCGGGUCUGCUUGGAAGUCACAUCGAUGCGAUGCGCCAGGCCCUUACGUCUGUUGCUGAGGGGUGCAAUGACCUUCCCGCGUCGGUGACGGAGGUUCUCGUUUGCGUCGCUCGAGAUCUAGGUGCCCUGAAGUCGGUUUUACAUGGGGCCCCCUACUCUGCCUCUGUCUUCAAGUUGACGCCGGGGCCCCCCCAUGGGGCCCCACUUCUGCACCCACGCGGAGCCCCUGUUCGUGGCUCUGCACCUGCCGCUUUAGAUGAGGGCCCUGAGAGGCAGAAAGGCCGCCUUGAGAAUAACAAUAGCUGCAGUAGACUCCCUCUGUUCCCGGAUAUGUAG